AUGCGCGGCCUUACAGGAUCUCUUGAAGAAGCUGGUCCCUUUUCAGUUCCUCCCAGUGAUGGGGGGGAGCUGUUAGCUUCGCCAGCAGCUGCAGAGCAGUGGGGGUGGCCCAUGGACCUGCCAGAGAGCCAGGCGGGCGGCCCCGCUGCCGAAAUGUACCUCUGGGACCAGCCAGAGGAGGGGAGCCUGGGGACGGGGACGCUGCUCAGCUUAGAGGAACAAAUACUCAACUCCACGUUUGAAGCUUGUGACCCCCAGAGGACAGGCACUGUGGCUGUGACCCAUGUACUAGCCUACCUGGAGGCUGUGACGGGACGGGGCCCCCAGGAUGCACGCCUCCAAACACUGGCCUGCAGCCUGGACCCCAAUGGGGAGGGCCCUCAGGCCACUGUGGACUUGGACACCUUCCUGGUCAUCAUGCGGGACUGGAUUGCUGCCUGUCAACUGGAUGGGGGAUUAGAGCUGGAAGAGGAGACCGCCUUUGACGGAGCCCUGACCUCCCAGCAACUGCCAUCUGGACGCUCAGAAGCUGAGGAUCCAGCCAACCUGGAGAGCUUCGGAGGCGAAGACCCCAGACCUGAGCUGCCCGCCACAGCCGACCUGCUGAGCAGCCUGGAGGACUUGGAGCUCAGCAACCGCCGGCUGGCCGGGGAGAACGCCAAACUGCAGCGCAGUGUGGAGACAGCCGAGGAGGGUUCCCUGCGCCUCGGGGAGGAGAUUUUGGCUUUGCGCAAGCAGCUCCGCAGUACCCAACAGGCUCUGCAGUUUGCCAAGGCCGUGGAUGAGGAACUGGAGGACCUGAAGACUCUGGCCAAGAGCCUGGAGGAACAGAAUCGCGGCCUUCUGGCCCAAGCCCGGCAGACGGAAAAGGAGCAGCAGCAGCUGGCGGCUGAGAUAGAGAGUCUGCAGGAGGAGAACGGGAAGCUGCUGGCUGAGCGGGAUGGAGUGAAGAGGAGGAGUGAGGAGCUGGCCACAGAGAAAGAUGCUUUGAAGGUGCCACCCCUCCCUAGCACCUUGACAACUUCCUACCACCCCGAGGCCAUUUUUACAAUCACCAGUUUCAGCCCCUGUGGUCUGGUGAGAUCAGGGACUUCAAUCAAGCCUUCAGGUUCCCAGGGGCAGUGGGCAACUCAGCUGAAACCCCCCUUGGUGUAGCUGAUGUCCA
This is a messenger RNA of Balaenoptera musculus (blue whale), 1165 nucleotides long. RefSeq names its product protein KASH5-like. Gene Ontology annotation, cellular component: chromosome, telomeric region; meiotic nuclear membrane microtubule tethering complex; lateral element. The transcript is spliced from 10 exons. The record is from RefSeq and is a predicted model, not a curated record. Gene Ontology annotation, molecular function: dynein complex binding. Lineage: Eukaryota; Metazoa; Chordata; Mammalia; Artiodactyla; Balaenopteridae. Gene Ontology annotation, biological process: spindle assembly; telomere localization; spindle localization. Bases 1 to 1155 code for a protein of 384 amino acids.